CAUCUUUUUUCCCUUUUCCCUCAUUCAUCGCUUUUUCCGUCAUAACGUUGGUGAAACAGUCGUCCCUGAGAAGAUGAAGGAAGAAAAGCCCCGCGAUGUCGGGGAUGUUGAGCGUUUAUCCGCCCCCAUCAACACGCGCCGCCAACGGCGAGGAGUUGGCCGCAAGUUCUGGGGCGCCGUAAUCAUCUCUCUUUUGUUGCUUCACCUUCUCGUCCGACCCGCCAGCUAUGGCAUGUCGGGUUGCCUGCCCGGCUACCCGAGGGAGAAGAGCGUUGAAAAACGCGUGAAGCGUAUCCUGUCACACACUCCCUUGAUCGAUGGACACAAUGAUUUGCCAAUCCUGCUGCGAGCCGCUUUCAAGAACCACAUCAAUGAUAAGAACUUUACCACCGGCUGGGAAGACGGCACACUCCCCGGUCAUGUCGACCUUGCGCGCCUGAGAGCUGGCAUGAACGGAGGGGCCUUCUGGAGCUUGUUCUGGCCUUGCCCUACCAACGGCUCCGACUUUUCUGACGAAAACUAUCUGCCCGCCGUCCAGGCUACCCUCCAACAGAUCGACCUAGUCGACCGCCUCAAAGCCGCCUAUCCCAAGGACCUCGGGCCGGCAGUCUCCAGCAAAGCCGCCUACAAAGCCUGGAAGCACCACAACCAGCUCAUCUCGCCCAUGGGCAUCGAGGGCCUGCACCAGAUCGGCAACUCGGCCGCCACGCUGCGGCGCUACCACGCCCUGGGCGUCCGCUACGCGACCUUGGUCCACAACUGCGGCAACAAGUACGCCGACGCGGCCCUGCAGGAGAACCCAUUCCGCAAGGCCCCGUCCCACUGGGGUGGCGUCAGCCUGGCCGGCGAAGCCCUAGUCAACGAGAUGAACCGCAUCGGCAUGAUCGUGGAUCUGGCCCACACCAGCGUCGACACGAUGAAGGAUGUUUUGGAUGGCUCGGGCAAGGACUGGAAGGGCAGCAGGGCCCCCGUAAUCUUCAGCCAUUCGAGCGCCUACGCGCUGUGCCCCCACCCGCGCAACGUGCCGGAUGACGUCCUUCGUCUGGUCAAGGAGCGCAACUCGCUAGUUAUGGUCAACUUCUCACCGGACUUUAUCUCGUGCGUGGCGGCGCCGGACAGGGACGAUGGGCUGCCGGAUUUUUACCCGGCCAAUGCGACUUUGGAGCAUGUGGCUGACCAUAUCAUUCAUAUUGGCGAGCUGAUUGGAUAUGAUCAUGUCGGUCUGGGUAGUGACUUUGAUGGGAUUCCAGUCGUCCCGAAGGGACUGGAAGAUGUCUCGCGCUACCCGGACUUGGUAGCCGAGCUGCUUCGACGGGGUGUUAGUGAUGAGGAUGCGAGCAAGGUCGUAGGCGGUAACAUACUUCGCGUAUGGAGGGAUGUUGAGCUCGUGGCGGCUACGAUGCAGGCUGCUGGUGAGUCGGCUCUGGAGGAUGAUCUGCCUAACUUGAUGCCCGAGGAGUAGACAUCUGAAUGGGCGGCACGUAGAGGAGAUUAACGUGUUUCCGCACAAGUAUUUUGGCAGCGUAGAUAGCUCCAAGAUGAGCCUGCAGAUGGUAAGCUGCUUAUAUAGAGACACAAGACCUGGCUAGCAUAUAGACUCGGGAAUUGGGUAUCAUAAAUUCUGUCGUAAUUCGAGUCAAAAAGCAAAAAGUUGCCCGUGUUUUGACUUGAUCCGAUAAAUUGCUCUACAACGCCGCGCCUGAUUCCUUUUGCGUCCCAGCGUGUCUUCGUUCUGGCUUGACGUAUUGUACACUGAUUUUGCCUGCGUGCCUGUCCUAAAAGCUCGACAACACCCAGCCGAGCCACGUCAGGCACACCUCUUUCAUAUUUGUCUAUGCAUUUGAUCCCAUGGUCCGACAACCAUCGAAGCAUAUGUCGCAUGACAGAACUGCUCCAGAAAUAUCCAGACGUCUUGGUAUUCUCCAAAGUUCCCGUCACCAUUGCCGUCAUCGACUCGCUCAACCGUGGCGCUCGAUCUUGUUGAGCUUCCUGGCGUUGGCGAUCUGGUUCCUCGUCUGCUGACCGCGCACGGGCAGACCCAUGGCAUGGCGACGACCGCGGUAGGUACCCAUAUCACGGAGGCGCUUGAUGUUGUCCAGCACCAGCCUCCUGGCGUCGUUCUCGAUUGUCAUGGUCGACAGUUCGGCCGUCAGGGCAGUGACGAUCUUGGGCGGGAGGGUGCCCAUCUUAGCGCGCGGGUGGAUCGAAUACUUUGCGAGAAUGCGGGCAGAGGCCUGCUGGCCUAGGCCGUAGAAGCUCUCGAGAGCUUUCUG
Neurospora tetrasperma FGSC 2508 is the source of this 2273-nucleotide messenger RNA. RefSeq lists its product as uncharacterized. Gene Ontology annotation, molecular function: metallodipeptidase activity. The record is from RefSeq and is a predicted model, not a curated record. Gene Ontology annotation, biological process: proteolysis. The transcript has 3 exons. The coding region runs from base 74 to 1462 and encodes 462 amino acids. NCBI's taxonomy places the organism in Eukaryota, Fungi, Ascomycota, Sordariomycetes, Sordariales, Sordariaceae.